Aplosporella prunicola CBS 121167 is the source of this 1029-nucleotide messenger RNA. RefSeq lists its product as uncharacterized. The record is from RefSeq and is a predicted model, not a curated record. The transcript has 3 exons. Bases 1 to 1029 code for a protein of 342 amino acids. Lineage: Eukaryota; Fungi; Ascomycota; Dothideomycetes; Botryosphaeriales; Aplosporellaceae.
AUGAUCUCUAUAUUCAAGACUCCUUUGGGCCAGAAGCAGAGAUUGGGUGUUGUUUUCUUAGUGUUUGCCCUGCUGCUCUUCCUCUCUCACCAGUACCUAUACGAUACUUCAGAUGAGCGGCUCCACAAUGCCGAUCUAUCGUUUGACAAUGCGGAGAAGGACGCUGGUGCAACCAGCCUCCCGGUUCCGGAAGAAACUCAUGAGACCUCCACCGCAAUAGCUUCUAUGCCUCCAACAGAGACUCCCAGUGCUGCAGUUGGGAAACUGGAUGCUCAGGACUUCCGGCUACCAGCUGUCAUUGCGUCGGCCCGAAGUACAACCAACGUUACCUGGAUGGAUGAGCUGACAGUUGGCUGGGACUUGUAUCCUUACAACGUCGACGACCCAUACCCACCACCUCAUCUCACCAUUCCGGCAAACAAAGGCCAUGAAGCGAUGGCCUACCUCACCUUCAUCAUCGACAACUACGAUUCAUUCCCACCGUACGCUUUCUUCGUUCAUGGCCACCGGCUCAGCUGGCACCAAGAAGGGGACAUCGUCCACCUGAUCAAGAAUUUACGCAUUCCGGCGCUUGAAUCGGCUGGCUACGUGCCCCUACGCUGCGACUGGUACCCCAGCUGCCCGAUGGAGAUACGGCCGGUGACGCACGACGCCGUGGUCUGGGGGCCGGGAGUGAACCGGCAGCCGACUGAGGACGAGAUCGCGCGGUCAUGGAGUACGCUGUUCCCGGGGAUGCCCGUACCAGAGACCAUUGCGUCGCAAUGCUGUGCCCAGUUCGCGGUGACGCGCGAGGCGGUCCGCCGCCACGCGAAAGGCGACUACCGCCGCUUGCGCCAGUGGGUGCUGGAUUCCAGCCUGCCGGAUGAUGUCAGCGGGCGCGUGCUCGAGAAGCUGUGGGCGUACAUCAUGACGGGCGAGCCGGUGCACUGUCCUGCGCCACAGCGCUGCGCGUGCGAGUAUUUCGGCCAGUGCGAACCCAAGGCGUGGCCGCAGACGCCGGAGGGUCUUCCUGACGUACCGGAUGAGUGA